GAGGAAAUAGACUCCGCCUCCAAUGGUACAGGCCCUGUCUUUUCCUCUCAUCUGCAGGAGGCUGAAGACCAAAUCAGAAUGCAGAAGCAGCUGGAUGAGAUGCGGCUGCGGCUGGAGCUGCUGCAGGUCGACGAGCAAAGCGCCGAUGUUGCCCACAGCUUCCACCUCGCUCAGAGGUUCCAGAUGCUGCAGAUGCUCGGGGAUCAUAUGCAGGAACUGCUGAGAGAGCAGAACAGUCUGAGGCAGCGACUCAUGAAGCCGCUGGCUUGCACCAACCUGCCCGUGCACGCUCACCUGCACAGGUUCAUGGUGGAGUCCCUGAAGCUGAUGAUGGACUUCAUUGAGACUCUGGAGGAGAAGCUAAGCGCUGCCGACAGCAGGACUGCAGCCAGAGACCGUCUCGCUCUGCUGGACUCCUCGCUCGCCCAGCUGCUGAUCCAGGCCUCAGAGAUGGAGACUUUGUCUAGUCAGAUUCUUCAGUGGAAGUCAGUUGAUGGAUGCAGCCUGGUGACCUCUGACCCCUAACCUUCAUCAUGUGUUGCACUUUGAAUUUAUUCUAGUAAACGUUUGCAAUAAAAUCUUUCACAUUUUCCAUAUGCA
Messenger RNA from Haplochromis burtoni (Burton's mouthbrooder), 600 nucleotides. It is a transcript of the gene haus2, whose product is annotated as HAUS augmin like complex subunit 2. The record is from RefSeq and is a predicted model, not a curated record. Gene Ontology annotation, cellular component: HAUS complex; mitotic spindle microtubule; centrosome. Gene Ontology annotation, biological process: spindle assembly; microtubule nucleation; centrosome cycle. NCBI's taxonomy places the organism in Eukaryota, Metazoa, Chordata, Actinopteri, Cichliformes, Cichlidae.